Syzygium oleosum is the source of this 1479-nucleotide messenger RNA. RefSeq lists its product as uncharacterized. Gene Ontology annotation, cellular component: chloroplast. Gene Ontology annotation, biological process: regulation of DNA-templated transcription; DNA-templated transcription termination. Gene Ontology annotation, molecular function: RNA binding. NCBI's taxonomy places the organism in Eukaryota, Viridiplantae, Streptophyta, Magnoliopsida, Myrtales, Myrtaceae. The transcript has 7 exons. Bases 96 to 1031 code for a protein of 311 amino acids. The record is from RefSeq and is a predicted model, not a curated record.
AAGAAAAUAUAUAACAGGAGCGGCUCCAGAUACAGUAGAUAGAGCUUCCUUGCUUCUCCUGUGACCGAGGCCUGCAAGCUGACGUCACCGGAAAAAUGGAGGGAACCUCCAUCCUCGGCUGCUCCACUUCCUCCGCGACUCUAUGCUCGAGGACCCAUCCGCGGGAAUCUGGCCACGGCCUCGCCUUGUCCCCGUCUUCGUCUCCGCUUCCCGCGAAGUCGUGGCCUUUCAGCUUGUCAGUCAGCUUGGGCGCUUCAAAAGAACGGCCUUCGGCGGUGCUCUGCUCGCGGGCCUCGCUCCGGACCUCCGUCUUGGCGGUGGAGGAGGCGGUGGAGAGGUCGAGGGGCUCGAUGGCGCCGGCGAAAGAAAUGCUGCCCAAGAUCGAUAAGAGUGGCCGGUUCUGCAGCCCCAGAGCCGCCCGUGAGCUCGCUUUAUCAAUUGCAUAUGCUGCUUGUUUAGAAGGGUCUGACCCCGUUCGGCUUUUUGAGAAGCGAAUGAAUAUGAGAAGAGAGCCUGGUUAUGAAUUUGACAAGGCAUCAUUGCUGGAAUACAACCACAUGAGCUUUGGAGGGCCACCUAUCACAACCGAUACAACAGAAGAAGCUGAUGAGCUUAUGCAGAUCGAUGAAAAGGAGAGUGCGAUUGAAGCUGAAGUCUUGUCAGCACCACCAAAGAUGGUAUACAGCAAAUUGAUACUGCGUUUUACAAGGAAGCUAUUGGUUGCAGUGAUCGAUCAGUGGGAUAGCCAUGUGCUUGUCAUUGACAAAAUUGCGCCUGAAAAUUGGAAGAUUGCCCCUGCAGGCAGAAUCUUAGAGCUUUGUAUUCUCCAUCUCGCGAUGUCUGAGAUUACGGUUCUUGGAACUCGUCAUCAGAUUGUCAUCAAUGAGGCUGUGGACCUAGCAAAACGGUUCUGCGAUGGAGCGGCACCUCGCAUUAUAAAUGGAUGCCUUCGGAGCUUCAUCAAGGAUCUCGAAGCAACUCCUUCACCUCUGGUGUCAGAAGUCAAGGAACAAAUCGCCGUCAGUGCAUGAGGUCGAUACCUCCCUGUUUGUCCCCCAUCAGAAGUCAGCCAUUGCCAAGAGGCGGUGUAAAGUACCUUGUAAUACUAAAGCAGACCAUUCUUGUGCUGAAAUCCAUGCUCCAGGCAUUAUUAGCAAGGAAGGUUACUUUGAAGUGGCAGUGAAACGAGACCAGCAGAUUCGAUGAUAACUGGAUGGUGGAUUAAAUUUCAUGUACAAACUUGUGGUGACCAAAUCGUCUUAAACUGAUGAAGUUGGAUUUGUCAUUGGAUGCCAUUUCCUUUGGGAAACAAUGGCAGAUGCUGCUAAGAGAAAACUAGUAGUCUACCAUCGUCAAAUGCGUUCGCGAGUCUCCGUGACUUAAUGGGGGCAUCACGAUUCUGCCAUGUAAUAGAACUUAGGCUGUUGGGGCUUGUGAUACUAGUUCCGGAUGUUUCGGAAAUCGCCACAUCAUUUUUCA